Molecule: messenger RNA, 2706 nt
Organism: Botrytis fragariae
Lineage: Eukaryota; Fungi; Ascomycota; Leotiomycetes; Helotiales; Sclerotiniaceae
Product: putative ccch zinc finger domain protein
Exons: 6
Coding region: 1-2706 (901 amino acids)
Source: RefSeq, a predicted model, not a curated record
AUGUUUACCUUUCAGAAUUUUGACGAAGUCUUCGACUUUGAUCCAGGCUGCUCGUAUGAUGAAAUCGCCGUGCGAAAAAUCGAGAGCAAUCGUAAGAAGCUUGAAGGUUUAUUCGUAGACACUUUACUGAAGAAUUUUGAAAUUCGUCGACGUGAGCUCCUACAAAUCGUUGUGGUAACAUAUCUCUUACUAACUUGUGCGCAAGCUGUUAAAUAUUAUCCACCGAAAUCGAAUAGUGACCUUCGAAAUCUGCACAAAGUCAUCGUUGACUCGGCGGGCCAAGAUCAUCAUAAACUAUCAGCUCUGUAUUAUAUACUGCUCGACUUUGACGCUCCAACCGGGCGAAGAGACUACUCCACUACAUUUGAACAAAAGUCGUUCUUACCUCAAAGCUACCAGAUCUACAUGAAAGGUCUUUGGCAUCUGGAUAAUCUUGAUUUUGAGUUGGCUCUUCAAUAUCUGACCCAUCCAUCUUUGAUACCAAGCUUUGCGGAUGAGAUCCUGGAAGCCCUCGUGUUACAUUCCUCAGACGAUCUCGCAAUUCCAUUAGCAUACUAUCAUACCGUACAGCCAGCUUUGACUUCAUCUCGAGCAACAGAAAGUUUGUUUUCUGCCAUCGCAAGAACAAGUGUCACGGAAGCCUUCUACUUCUCGCGAGGACAGUCGCAAUACAUGCAACGACACAUGUUUGAACAAAUGAUCGCGGCUGUUUUAAAAAACUCUCCUCCAGAAACGAUCGCAGAUCGCAGUGUCGAACUGGUAAAUCUACCAUUGUCACCAGAAGAAGAAGCUUGGUUCGAGGACUACUUACUUCGCGGAGAAGGAAGAGCAAUAAGAAAGGCUCGGGAUACGAUAAUGAUGCGACGAAUUGGCACAGGGAAAUUUUCGGAAACUUUAUCACUCAAAGGCAUUGGUAGUCGAUCAAUUGGUGGAUUGGAUUGGGAACGCCUGUCUGCAGCUGUGAAGGAAGGACUGGGGCCAAGAAUUGACAUUUUGGCAGCAGGGAAAUUGCAGAAACGGAGAUUCGAACACUCCGAUCAAAAUGCCAAUUCCAAUAGGAACGGCUUCCACAAUCGAUAUGCGCCUCUUCAAAAUCAACCUUCCAACCAAUCCAACUCAAGAAAUUUCAAUACACAACGAGGAGGAAAUGAGGCGCAUAUACCUUUCGGUCUCGAUAAAGCGACUAUAAAGCAAGACCUCACGACCGACAGACCUCAAUGGAUUCUUUCGGCAUACGGACCUGGGCGCCAGGCGCCAGAGCAGUUGUUCGGUGGACCAGCGCGGGAACAAAGUUUUGAGGAAAUGCGCCUUCUCCAUUACAUUGCGGUAGCUUCUGGCAAUGCUCAACCAGCUAUACAAGAUGCAGAGAGGCUAUGGCAAGAAGCAGAUCAGCAAAUUCAGACUGCGCUAAAUGAUGUGGAUGGCGCCAUAAAUUAUAUUGUCGCCUCCGACAGUAAGCAUCCAAAUCGGAAUGAUAUUUGUCAACAGGGCACCUCCACAGACCAAACACCAUGGGUUCAGAGGAGCGACCAACCUCCUAUGAACAAUGCUUUUGGUGCAGUCAAUCAAACGACUACAUCAGCAUUUGGGCAACCGCCUACUCAGAAUGGUUCUGCAUUUGGGCAACCGUCUGCUCAAAAUGGCCCUGCAUUUGGACAACCAACUAACCAAAAUGGUACAGCCUUUGGACAGCCUUCAAGCCAGAACCCCGGUGCGUUUGGUGGGCCUUCUCAAGGCUUUGGAGUUGCAUCGCAAAUUGGGGCAUCUGGUGGUUUUGGCCAGCCGUCCGCUUUGGGCCAAAAGCCAAGUGCCUUUGGUAGUACUUUUGGACAGCCUUCACAACUAGAGCAAAGGGCUGAAGCUGGAGCUUUUGGAAACCCUUCAGUCCUGGGACAGAAACCAAGUCCGUUCGGUGCACCCUCGAAUGGUGCCAUGAAUUCUGGACAGGCAGGCUUCUCCAAUUUUGGCGGUACAAGUAAUGCUUUUGCUCAACCAAAUCCAAAUCCCCUGGUAAACCCCGUGGGAGGUGCUUUUGGUUCCAAUCCUCUUCCUCCUGGGAUUCAGCAAUCGCAGGUCAAUCCGAUAGCGCAAAACAACAACCCAUUAGCGCCCGUUAACUCUUUUAGUCAGCCUACUCCACCAAAUCCAUUUGGCUCAAAUUCCGGAAGUACCCAAGCAUUCGGUUCUCCUUCUCCAGCGCCAAACAACCCCUUUGGAGCUCCAAGUUCUCAACCUAUGAAUGCGAUGCAGAACCAAUUUACAGCUCCUACUACACAAACACAGCAGUUUAGUACCCAACAAGGUACUAGCAAUCUAGAUAUGACCGCUGGCGCUCCCCCUGCGAGACCUGGCUCCAAUAUGAACACUUUCAGUCCAAAUUUCCGACCACCACCAAAUGAUAAUAUAGUAGCGCACCCUCCAGCUGAAAGUUACAUAAGGACUCGGGGUGACAGGUUAGAGUCUUUUAAUGGACUCCCAGUCGUGUAUAAGGACGGAGAGCCAGGGACAUCCGUAAAUGGCAAGUGGCACAAGAUAUGGUGUGCAAAGGGGUAUGCAGGGCCAAACAAAACUACGGAAAUUGAGAACGUAACGUUUGAUGAGCCGACAACAGCUGCAUAUCUACAGGCCAGGCGAACAGGAGCUUUUCCAGGUGGUGUUAUGCCUAUGAUGCCGCCCAAGAGGGAAUGGUGCUUGUUCAACUUUUAA